This is a messenger RNA of Pomacea canaliculata, 4491 nucleotides long. RefSeq lists its product as uncharacterized. Gene Ontology annotation, cellular component: nucleus; spindle microtubule; cytoplasm. The coding region runs from base 1977 to 3260 and encodes 427 amino acids. Lineage: Eukaryota; Metazoa; Mollusca; Gastropoda; Architaenioglossa; Ampullariidae. The transcript is spliced from 4 exons. The record is from RefSeq and is a predicted model, not a curated record. Gene Ontology annotation, biological process: regulation of cell cycle.
UGCACAGGGUUGUCUGUGGUUUAUGGCCAGAGACUUCAUCUCAGUUGCAAGCCGAGCAGUUUUAGGGAAAACAAACAAACAAAAAAGCCCUGGCUUUACUGGAAAAGGAGUUCGGGAAUCCCCGAUUGAUAUAAGCACUCCUGCCCCUGUCAGCCAUCUUGAUGGUCGUGAAAAGGCGAAUUGCGACCUCACCAAACAACGACCUUUUAGAGAAGAGACUUCGCCCAUGCUUUGUCUGAUGUGAUGAAAUGUAGCAGAAUUCUCACAAAUGUUUCGCCAUACACUGAGUAUGAACGAGCAAUCUACACCACAGUAUCUUCUACGAACCCUCAAUUGUACGAGUAAUUAUAUAUCCGUAAGGUUUUGUGACUGUAACAAUGACAGUGUCGAGGAACCAUGAUGAAAACAAGAACAGAGCUCAAGGUACAGAUUCCAUGUACAGAUUCCAUCCUUACCCUCGAGGAAUCAAAGUUUUGGAAGUUUUCGACAUUCAAGUUUUUUCCCUUGGACAAAAUAAUAGCAAGCGGGUUACAUGAGCCACCUUGCAACAGCAAAGUUCCUGUUUUGAUCAUCAGGUACAUUGAAUAUCUGACGACUCAUUUUUCUACAAAUGAAGAUCAGGUGAAGGAUUCUGCGAGGUGCGUUGUUAUCUUUUGGGUUCAAGGAAAUCCUCUUCCGUUCGCGAAGAGCAGCCAGGACAGGCACCUGCGUCUCACGUACCUUCACGUGCGGAGAGGACGCCAGCCGUCCAAGCAAAGACCUCGUCAUCAAUCGUCAUUGCCCACACACUCCCACAUCUGAUUUAUCCAGCUUCCUGAAGUGAAUGAACGAUAUUUGAUAUAUAUGUAUAUGGAGAUUUAUGCAUUUCAGUUUUGUUUUCGAGGUACAAUUGAAGAGGACAAUAAACAGAAGUCUGGAAGAACACUAAACAAAGAUUUUUGUCGCCAAGGUUGAGCAGGAGACAUUCUUCGAAGAAAUUUAUCUUUUUUGUCUGUAUUUUUAAUCAUAAUUGUCUUUCCAAAUAUGAAGUCGGAUGAGAGACAUUUUCCAUCAGUCAACUACAUGUCAAUUGAAAACGCCGGAGGGAAUGUCAGUCCUAAGAGUCACGUUGCUGAAGAGAUGCAGAAUGUGUUUUCCUCCCAGGCAGCGAAACUGGCCAAGAGGCCGGAGCAGCAUGGAGAGUCUGUGCUUGAUAAUUAUUGUAACAGCGAUUUUAGGCAAAGUCUGAUGGAUAUAGGAAUAGAGGAGGAGAAGCAAAUUAUAAAGAAAGAUCUCAAGUUCUGGCCAUCGGGCUUGGGAGACAGCCAUGUGUGCCUGUCAGGAGAUCUUUUGAGAGAACUUUAUAUACGUGUGAUUAUCUCGUUGCUCAUUUUUCUUGAUCCCUCUUUUGAUGAUGCCAUGCGUUCUUGGGUAUGCGAGGAGAAGGAUGCGACCAUCUACAAGUCAGCUGCAGUACAGGAGCGAUUGCACAAACUUCUACAGUUACCGUACAGUUACAAGCGUGGGCGACAGAAAGACAGUUACAUAUACGAACCAUCUUUGGAUUACUCCAAAAGUCAAGAUGACUUAGUUCAAAGUCUUAACGAAAUACGAAAUUUUGUGUAUGCACCCCAAAGGAUCUACCACAACGAAGAAACUGAAAAUUUCCAAGACAAGAUAGGAAAGGCUCUCCACAAGAAAGGCAACUCCAACUGGAGGGCAAACCAUGUCUAUGACACAACAUCGGACUGGGAUCAUAAUAAGACACUUGGUAACGGUCAGGGGAAGAAAUAUAAAAACAAAAACUCUGCGGAUGGGUCGCGUCUCUCAUACAUCUUGAAAAGAUUAGUCAGCUAAGCUCAAAAGCAGACAGUUUGCCCGAAUUGAAGCUUUCAAAUGGAACACAGUACGGCCAUUUAGCAACAUUACACUGCAGCUAUUUUGAAGAGGAAUCGGACAUCAUCCCGAAGACGCCUGGACAGGAUUUGAAACAUCAGAUGAUAGUGGUGGCUGAAAGUAAGGAAGACCAUUCUUCGCUUUGUGUGGACCUAAGGAAGAAACUCCACGAGAGGGGAGGGGUGAUCGGAGAUAUCAAGGAGGCGGUCCGAGUUUUUGAAAAUUACCCGGUUCCCAUAGCAACAGAUGCCAGACUCAUAGGGCCUACAGCAGAGGCGAGCGUGCCGACAGACUUGGAACUCGACAUCAAGACCUCCGAGAGGAGGGUCUCCCUAGAUGAUGUCGCCGGAUCUGGUCAGACCAGACGCCCCCAGGAAACAUCGCAGAACGACAGAACGGAGUUGGACUCGCACCGCGAGGAGGACAGAACCACCAGACCAAGUUUCAACACCACGAGGCUGCGGAUGUCAGUUCCGGUGAGGGAGGCGUUAAGACCCGAGACUGAGCACUUCUCACCUUACCCUUCCUCCAUGCACACUACGGAAACCGGAAACCAGCCCAGCGUAGCUCACGAAACCCUCCUGGCCACGAUGGAAGCGCAAAGAGUCUUGGCUGUCCCGGCGUGCACUACCACCAGAGUGAGCUCCCCUGGCAAUGUUGCUUCAGGCACAGCCAGCACGACGGUCUCUGCAGCGGGCAUCGUUGAGCGGGUGGACACCCACCCCGUCCAAGCAACAACAGUACCCUGUUCUCACAACGACGUCAUGACUGUCAAUGUCAGAGACGUUUCCUCGUCAAGGAUGAGCCUGUAUCCAUGUCAACCCCGCCGUGAGCAGUCUUCACUUCAUUACCCUGACAGUGGAAGCCCAGCUUCCUGUUCGUGUGACGGAAGGUUUGCUGGAUCGGCGUCAUCCAACAGUGGAAACGAUUCCAACAGACGGGAGAAUCAGCCACUGGAACUGCCGCUGGCCCAGACCUCGGUCUUCGCGAGGCUGUCGGGGGUCGAACGACGUCACGGGCCGGUCACGGUCUACUCCGCCGGCUCGCUCCCUCCAUGGGCGCCGAGGUCUCCGAUGAUUGAUUUGACGAGAGCAGCAAGCCCCACCCACAUCCCACUGAGGAGCAGACGAGCCACUUUCAUUCACUGGCCGAGGGAGGAGACAGGACAGCAGCCGGCCAAUAUGGCUUUGGCUGGAUACUUCUAUACGGGUGAAGGUAGCACAGUUUGCUGCUUCUACUGCGGUGUGCAAGUCGGCAACUGGCGGCCUGCCAUGAACCCGUGGCACGAGCAUGUUCGUGGACAGCCCACCUGUCAGUACCUGAUCCAGAUGAAAGGAGAAGACUUCGUGAAAGAAAUUCAGAAAGAACAGAGACCAGAGAAAUAAGUAGGUGUAAACAUAAUUUCCAGAAGACUUGACGCAGAUCAUCAAUAACAAGGGAUCACCUUUAAAACCAUCUUAAGGACUUGGGCAGAGAGACUUGAAGCGAGCGCAUCCUUUCAAGUGAUGUCAAGUUCUGGCAUGUGGUCCUGUCCUCUGGAGACUCCGAUCGUGGAAAGACUGAGCGAGCAUUGCGGCACAGCUGCUGUUUGAGGACAAGACAAUUGAAGAAAUGUGUUUCAUUCAAUCCACAAGGAAAUGAAAACAUUGAAAAAACUCACUUUGGGAUAUUUGAAAGAAAGUUACAGUUUUGAAUUUUGAGGAGGACUGAAGGGAGGAAGCUAGAACCGAAUCGAAUAUUUGUACCAAGAUCGAAGGAUACAGAGAUAGCGAGAGAGAGAAGAGAGAAAAAGAGAAAGUUGGAUAAAAAGAAAGUUUUUAUAAAAUGUGUUUACACAGACUAAAAUCGGUGCACUUAUCACAGAAUUGCAGUGAGUACACUAGUUUUUAAAAGUGUGUCGAUGUGCGUUUCUACAAAACAAGUUGAAUGACAUUAUGUUUUUUGUUGGUUUUGUUGAUUUAUUUUCUUCAAAUAUUGCUGGGAUGUAAUAUAUUAGAUAACCAGAGUGCGAAAUUGUUUCUAAGUGAGCUAAGUUCAUUUGAAAAUUUUUGAAAAUCUGAAUAAUUGCUCUUUUUUGCAUUUUAUUUUAUUAGCUAUAAGCUCAGGGAGCAUUUUUAGCCCUAACAUCAGAUAAAUCAUACAUCACUGCCCUUUGUAGAAACUGUUCCAACAUAGACGGAGGGAUGUUGACAUCCGGUACAUAGUACAUCUUGAUGAUGACCUUUCAUGGAGCUUCUAGUGAUUUUUCUGGCUUGUUUGUUUGUUUUAAUUUGAGUAUUUGUUCACUCCUGCAAGCAACAUUUUUAACAUUGGGGUUUAAAUCAAAACUGCGGUCAUAUAUAUCUCUAUAAAAUGUGUAUGGCAAUGUCUAUAUAAUUUAUCAGGACAAUAUUAUAAUGGGUGAUAUAUAGAACGGGGACUAAAUAAUUUGUCAGCUAUGCUGUUAUAUAUUAAUAUACAUCUUAUUGCACAGAUACUAAAGCGAUUUCUUGGGGUAGGGGUGGUGGUGACUGUUUUCACGUGUGAAUGUUGUAUUCCUUUUGAAAUUAGUGAUCUUGCACCUGUCUGCUACCCUUGCUUUAAAUAUUUUGAAAAUAAACAUAAUUUGUUUUGCGA